This is a messenger RNA of Humulus lupulus (European hop), 1742 nucleotides long. RefSeq lists its product as uncharacterized. The record is from RefSeq and is a predicted model, not a curated record. Bases 540 to 1508 code for a protein of 322 amino acids. The transcript has 2 exons. NCBI's taxonomy places the organism in Eukaryota, Viridiplantae, Streptophyta, Magnoliopsida, Rosales, Cannabaceae.
CCCACUCCUUUUUCUACUCUCAAACGAAUCUCUUCUGUUCCGAAUGGACCACUCUCCACACAUUUUUUUAUUUCUUUUAAAUUUCCAUUCUUAAAUAAAGUAAAAUAAUCUAAACUCAUUACUUCUUUCUUACUUUGUUUCGUGAACUUGGAGCGUUUCACUAGUGUCUACAUUCUACAGUCUAAUCUACUUUUUAAAGAGAGAGAACUCUUGAAUCACAGGCAUCUCUUUCUCUCUUUGAUUGUUUCUCCAAAACAGUCUUUCGAACAAGAAAAGGAAGAUUUUGCCAUCAUAGAUAGAAACCCAUCAUUCCUUUGAAUAUAUAUAUUAAAUAUAUCUCUCUUUUGCACCUUUUACCUUCUUCAUUUUCAGACACAAACAUAUUUCCUAUAUAAAGCUUUACAGCCAUAUAUACUGAAGCUCCUACGGCCUCUUUUUUUUUUUCUUUCUCAUUUUUACCCUUGUCCUCAACCAACUUUAGUCUAAAACCUCAUCAUCAUCAUCAUAAUCCUAAUCUCACUCUCCCCAUUAUAAAAAAAAUGAUGUCGUUCACUACUUCUAUGCUAGGCUUUGUCCUUGUUCUAUUGUCGUCCAAUUUUCUCCACUCUUCUCAGGCUAACAUUCUUGCCGAACCAGUCAGCGGCCACGACCAGCCAGUCAAGCCCGGCGAGUACUCAAGCCCAAAUACCGUUCCGGCUUUUCCAGUCCAGACCCAAGCCAAGACUUGCCGCCUUGACCUCUCCGACGAGCUUUUUGGUGGCGUUAAGGAAGCCUGCGGCAGAGACCUCGACCGCAGCCGAUGUUGUCCCGUUCUAGCGGCGUGGCUCUUCGCGGCUCAUGCUAGGUCGGCUCUUGAGUUGCCUUCGGCGGCUCCGGCUCCAGCAGAUGUAGGUGGCGAGUUGCCGAUGAUGCCGGACGAUUCUCAGAAGUGUGUGAACUCGCUGCAGAGCUCGCUUUUGAGUAGAAAUAUUCGGAUUGCGCAACCUAAUGCGAGCUGUGACGCUGUCUUGUGCUUCUGUGGGAUUAGGCUUCACCAGAUUAGCUCCCUUAGUUGCCCGGCGGCGUUUAACGUCUCCGGUCAUCAUAACGCCACGCCUACUGCCGCCGUUAAGAACUUGGAGAAGAACUGCCGUAACUCCUCAUAUUCUGGCUGCACCAAGUGUCUUGGUGCCCUCCAAAAGAUAAAGGGAGGGUUCAAAAACGGUACGGACGGUGACCGACCGAGUGACCGGGCGAGCAAGAUGUUCAACCGGGACUGCCAGCUCAUGGGGCUGACGUGGCUCCUGGCCCGUAACAAAACGGCGUACAUACCCACCGUCUCGGCGGUGCUGCGCGCCAUCAUGUACAGUGCGCACCCACCGCACGAGUCCAAGUGCAGCCCGGACCAAGAGAACAUGCCACUGGCCGUUGAUUCACUGCAGUUCGAGAAGGCACAAGCCUCAUCAUCACCGUCCAUAUUUUGGUUUCCAAUUUUACCCCUAAUCAUUUUGGUGUCUCUGUUUGUUUAGUAUAGGAAAUAGGGUCCUUUUUCUCUCUCUCUUCUCAAAUUUCUACUCUGCCCCGUAUUUUUUUGAUAGUGGUUGUCGGGUCACGUGAUGCUAGUAGACAAACGGGCUUAUUGGGUUGUUUUUGUCCUUUUCACCCACUCUGUAAAUUUCAGCUCGUCUCACCUAUUUUUUUUAUUUACAUAUUAGUACCAUUAGCUUUUGGAAAUUGGAAUACAAAGUUCAUAAUUUUUAACA